AUGGACGAAACCAUGGACUACGCAUAUCACCAUCAGGAGGUCCAAGGCCAGGCGCAGCUCCCAUACUCGCAACAGCAAUCCCGGUGCCCCUACCUCAACCGAAAUGAGCAUCAUCAACAACCCCCCAACGCGCAGCAUCAACAGCCGCAGCGCUCGACGAUGCACUACGACCCUGUCCACGCUUCUGCAAACUACUGGCACCCCCAAGGACAACCGCCUUCCUACCACUGGCAGCCUCACAUGCUGGGUCACCGGCCGCAGCUGGUGCCCCAGCAUCGAUCUUCGAACUCGGCCUCGGAACCUCACUUCUACAAUCAUGGACCAGCCUCAAGCUUUGGCAACCCACUGGGUGGCUAUCCGGGUGCUCCCACCACCGAGAUAGGAGGCCCCCAGACCAUGCAUCCGUCCUUCUCCCAUUCACAACUUCCUCCUCCCGUAAGAUACGGUCAUUCAACGCCCCUGGCACCCUCUCAGCCGACCACGUCCCAGCCCUUGUUCGCCCCUGAAAGGGCAUUUGGGCAGAGUACAGCAUCCCGCACCGGUGCCUUCAACGCGCCUUCACACUCUCUGAACACAUCGACACCGUCCCUCACACAAGACUCUUCAGAGCCGAGCGCAGAGCCUCCACGCCCAAGCCAGACCACAACUACAGAGUCCACAGGCACUGCGAACCAAGCGCCUCCUCCCAGUACCAGCAUCCAGUUUGGAUCUGCUCCGCCUUCGUCUGCGUCCCAGCAACACUCGCCUUUUCCCCUCUCACCGUAUAGGGCCCAUCGCUCUGCCCCUUCAGGGCCCUCCUCCACCACCUCCACCACCACCCCAACCAGCAACUUUUUGCCUCCGAACUUGCGUCGAGCCCCGGGAAACCCCCGUCGUACCAUGUCGCGAAGGCAAAGCCCGCCAUCCGAUGGCGAUAUGGACUCUGAAAGAGAGCUGAGGAUGGUGGAGCAGGUCAUCCACGCAAGUGGGAGCUCAGGUCGGCUGGACGGCGACCACUAUAACAUGGACCCCGUCCGCGCAGCUCAGUUCUUGCGUGGCUCGGUCACGACAAAGUACGUGGCAUCGUCAUCGGCCAUACAGUCUCUCCAGAGCGUGCCGAUUUCGGAUCUGCCCGAGGGCGAAAGGACUUGCGUCAUCUGCUAUAACGAGUACGGUGUCGAGACACCAGAAGGCGUCAGAGAGGCCCCGUUGCGGCUGCCGAAGUGCAAGCACGUCUUUGGCGACCAUUGCAUCAAGAAGUGGCUCGAGGACUCGGACAGCUGCCCCUACUGCAGAGACAAGGUGCCCAACGAACCCCGGAUCACGUCAACGAACCCCAACAUCAACAACAUGCUCCGAGCCCGUGGCCAAGUGACCCUGGGGGGAUACGCCGGGUUCAUGAGAGAAAGGGAUGCCAGUUUGUCACAUGAUGACUCUUCCCGGCUGUCGGCAGCCGCCUCGGGCCAUGGCGAGCGUCGCUCGCCUCCGACAGACGGUGGCGAGAGCCGGCGCAGGAUUCGGCCCCGGCAUGGCACCCUUCGCGGACCCGGUUCCCCGCCUUUCUCCGGCGGCUCGCGGCCGGGAUCGUUCGGUGCUUCCGCCGCUAGCCACGAAAACAACCGGAGAUCGCAUGCAGCUGCCGCCGCGAACCGGGCGUACUUGUCGAACACGAAUAUGCCGCCAACCCGGACGAACCACGGCUCUGCUGCUCAGGUCUCCUUCCCGGGAGGGAACACGUCCCAGUACCAGGUCCCCAGCUUCGGCUUGAUAGAGCCAUCGUCGGUAACGCCGUCGAUGCCGCCCUACAUGCAACAUGGAAUGCACCACGGCAGCUCUCACGGUACGCACGGCGCCAGUUUCCCGAAUCCCUUGAACCGAAGCUCUCUGCCGGCGCCUCUCCCCAGUGCUUGGGUUUCCGGGCUUCCUCCUACGUCUGAUGACUCGCAGCGGCGUGUCAUGCCCGGUGAGGGCGGCGCCCAGCUUCAGGCCAGCAAUCAAUGGGGGCAGCAGUAG
Molecule: messenger RNA, 1992 nt
Organism: Colletotrichum graminicola M1.001
Lineage: Eukaryota; Fungi; Ascomycota; Sordariomycetes; Glomerellales; Glomerellaceae
Exons: 3
Coding region: 1-1992 (663 amino acids)
Source: RefSeq, a predicted model, not a curated record